AUGGAUGCGACUACCAUCAAGAAGGGAUCCAAGAGGAGAAGGCUGAAUUUUGCCUGUGAUUAUUUCCGGUGCGACGAGCAGCGUCCCUCCUGCCACGCCUGCCUCGUCGCCGGCAUCGACCGGAACCCAGCCCCGCUCCCCGUGCCCAGCCUCGCCAGGACAUCUCUACCACCACUGGCCCCCGUCUCAGCAGAGCGACGAACACCAGGCCCCGCCUCGUCGGAGCCGGAGACGCAACCACCGCCGCGCGCCAGCAUCCCGACCCCCAAGUCCGACUCGGCCGCCCAAAGAAGUCCUCUGCCCUCGAGCAGAAAUGAGUCCGAUUGUGCAGACGACACCUCGGGCCGCUUUUCCGGACGUCUCCCCAUGGUCCCGCGGAUCAGUGGGAGUAGCAUCCUAGAGAUUCACACGGGUUGGCUCGAAUUAGCCUUCCACAGGCUAGGCAUCGGAUGCGGCUUCAGCUCGCUGCUGUCGAACAAGCACCCGCCGUCCUCCAACCCCGCGAGCAUCACCUUGACAUUGCCGCGGAUCCCACCUGAAUCGCGAUGUCGCGAUGCCAUUGCCAGCUACUUCGCCACCAUCCACAUCUUAUACCCCAUCCUCGACCCAGCCGCCAUCGACGAAGCCCAUAAAAGUGUGCUCGUCCUCGGCCCCGCCGGCAUGAUUGAAGCCGACCGCCUCCCCGAGCUCCUGCUCCUCUACCUCGUCCUCGUCUUGGGAUCCGCCGAGACCGACCACUUGGUCGACUCCUCCGACCUAGCAACGAGCUACAUCGGCUUCUGCGAAACCAUGCUCGGGCACGCCCUAGGCUGGGGCACCUUUGACACCGUCCGCAUCACCUUCCUCCUCGCGCUCGCCCUACGUCGAGCCGACAAAAUCACCUCCGCGUGGCCCAUCACGGGCCUCUGCGUCUCGGUCGCGCAAAUGCUAGGCCUGCACCGGAAACGCUCGAGCGGCCGGCGCAGCCCGGAAGCCAUGAGCGACGAGGCCGACCAAGCCCGCCGCCGUGCGUGGUGGAGCAUCUACGCCUUUGAGAAUUUGUUUGCUUUUGAGAUUGGUCGGCCCUCCGCCAUCCAGGACCUCGAGCACGACCAGCUCGAACCCGAGGUGUCUGCGUCGGACGGGGGCCGGCAUUACCGCUAUUUCGAAGUCGUUGUGGGCCUCGCGCGGACUUUAUCCCAGUACCACAGCGCGCUCAUCAUGACUAUGCGAAACAGGUUCCUCAUCAGCGAUGCGGCCGUUCGCGUCGCCGUGGAGGACCACGCCGCAGGACAGCCGUGGAACCACGUUAUCCGGGAUGGCCAAUCCAUCGCGGCCAAUUGUGCUCGUAACAUCAUCAAGAUCUUGGUUGAGGGCCAUGACCGCGGCACGAGGCCGGCUUUGCAUACGGCUACAGCCCCAUUACAAGCACUUUACGUCUUGUCCAUGUAUUUGCUAAGGCACCCGGCCUCACGACUCGCCCCUUCUGAUAUCAACCUUAUUCACAACGCUGGUGAUUUCGCACUCGAAUAUUACGAGCGGUUCGGUGCCCAGACCAAGGUUCAGGCCGAAGACCAUUGCCCGGACCCCGAUGGCACCUCCUCCCCCUCUUCGUCUUCGUCCAUCAUCCCAAACACUCCUAGUAGCGUAUCACAGCAGACCCCGCUCGGCGUUACCCACGUGCUUCCUGAUCUACCGCCAGGGAUCCUAGAGAUGCAGGCGGGCGUUCCGAUGACGAUGCCGGAUAUUGCGUGGUCGCCGGCGCUGGCGGAUGAGAUUGGAUGGGACUGGGGUGAUUUUAGUCUGCUCUUUACAGAGCCAGGGAUGUAA
Molecule: messenger RNA, 1809 nt
Organism: Parascedosporium putredinis
Lineage: Eukaryota; Fungi; Ascomycota; Sordariomycetes; Microascales; Microascaceae
Source: the annotation of a GenBank genome assembly